CUGGGUAAAGGGAAGCUUCCUCCACCUGAUCUCUACCACCACAUUGUUGAGGACUUUCUCACUGAUUGGACGCAGCGAACGAAUCAUGUAAUUCUAGUGCGGCGUUUCUUUGAGGCAGUGUUUGGAGCAGACUUGAGGAGUUUCUUUGCCCAGACAUGCUUCCAGUUGAUCCUUACCCAUGGAGACAACGUCCCUCUCUUCUGCCAGCAACACUAUCUACAAGGUCACAGCGUGUCCACUGGAGACGAGACCAUCACGUUUGGUCCACCAGAACUGUUCCUGGAUGCAGUUCUCGCUCACUAGUCACUAAAACUAACAUUUACAUCUAGACACUCUAGACAGAUUCCUACAAUACAUGUCUUUUUACACAGUAUUGUACAGUAUACAGUACAUCAU
Molecule: messenger RNA, 396 nt
Organism: Geodia barretti
Lineage: Eukaryota; Metazoa; Porifera; Demospongiae; Tetractinellida; Geodiidae
Source: the annotation of a GenBank genome assembly